Musca vetustissima is the source of this 3704-nucleotide messenger RNA. Its product is annotated as isoleucine--tRNA ligase, cytoplasmic-like. Gene Ontology annotation, biological process: isoleucyl-tRNA aminoacylation. The transcript has 4 exons. Gene Ontology annotation, molecular function: ATP binding; isoleucine-tRNA ligase activity; tRNA binding. The record is from RefSeq and is a predicted model, not a curated record. Lineage: Eukaryota; Metazoa; Arthropoda; Insecta; Diptera; Muscidae. Bases 9 to 3704 code for a protein of 1231 amino acids.
AAACAACAAUGGUGGCAAAUAAAAGUGCCAGUGUUUCACCUGAACGGUUGACUCGAGAAGAUGUGUGUCGGGUACCAGAGACCAUUUCAUUUCCUGGCGAGGAGGAGAACAUCCUAAAUGAAUGGAAGGCCAAUAAGACAUUUGAGAAGUGUAUGCAACUGUCGAAAGGAAAACCCAAAUAUACUUUCUAUGAUGGCCCACCAUUUGCCACGGGUCUUCCUCAUUAUGGUCAUAUUUUGGCCGGUACCAUUAAAGACAUUGUCACCCGCUAUGCGUAUCAGCAGGGUUACCACGUGGAUCGCCGUUUCGGCUGGGAUUGUCACGGUUUGCCGGUAGAAUUUGAAAUUGACAAAACCCUAAACAUCAAAGGCCCUGAGGAUGUAGCCAAAAUGGGUAUUGCCGCGUACAAUGCUGAAUGCCGGAAAAUUGUAAUGCGCUACGCCAAUGAAUGGGAGAGUAUUGUAACACGUAUGGGUCGUUGGAUUGAUUUUAAAAAUGAUUAUAAGACUUUGUAUCCAUGGUAUAUGGAAUCCAUAUGGUGGGUGUUUAAGCAACUAUAUGAUAAGGGUUUGGUCUAUCAAGGUGUUAAAGUAAUGCCUUAUUCAACCGCGUGUACAACUGCGCUGUCGAAUUUUGAAUCCGGUCAAAAUUAUAAAGAAGUUGUUGAUCCCUGUGUUGUGGUUGCCCUGGAGGCUAUUGGUAAUGAAAAUACCUAUUUCUUGGUAUGGACGACCACACCCUGGACAUUGCCAUCGAAUUUUGCAUGCUGUGUCAAUCCGAAUAUGAUUUAUGUUAAGGUAACCGAUGUCAAAACAGGUCGUUUCUAUAUCUUAGCUGAAUGCCGUCUCAGUUAUGUGUAUAAAAACGAAUCGGAAUAUCAAAUUGUUGAAAAGUUUGCUGGUAAAACUUUGGGUGGUGCCCACUAUAAACCACUGUUCCCCUAUUUUGCAAAGCGUGGCGAAGAAGUUCGGGCAUUCCGUGUUUUGGUUGAUGAUUAUGUUACCGAAGAUUCUGGUACUGGUAUUGUACAUAAUGCCCCCUAUUUUGGUGAAGACGAUUACCGUGUUUGCUUGGCUGCCGGACUCAUUACAAAGUCGAGUGCUGUCAUUUGCCCACUAGAUGAUUCGGGACGUUUCACUGAAGAAGUUACCGAUUUCAAGGGUCUCUAUGUUAAGGAAGCUGAUAAACAAAUUAUUGCAUUUUUGAAAAAUAGCGGCAAAUUGGUAUCAUCAGGCCAAGUGAAACAUAGUUAUCCAUUCUGUUGGCGUUCGGAUACCCCGUUGAUUUAUAAGGCAGUGCCAUCGUGGUUUGUGCGUGUGGAACAUAUGUCUAAGAAUCUUUUGGCUGCCAGUUCUCAAACCUAUUGGGUACCCGAUUUCAUUAAGGAGAAACGUUUUGGUAAUUGGUUGAAGGAGGCACGUGAUUGGGCCAUUAGUCGUAAUCGUUAUUGGGGUACCCCCAUACCAAUUUGGAGAAAUAACGAAGAAAUGAUCUGUGUGGGUAGCAUCAAGGAAUUGGAACAAUUGUCGGGACAACGUAUAACGGAUUUACAUCGUGAAUCUGUCGAUGCCAUUGAAAUACCCUCUGCCAUUCCCGGCAAUCCACCAUUGAGACGUAUCACCCCGGUAUUUGAUUGUUGGUUUGAAUCGGGUAGUAUGCCCUUCGCCCAACAGCAUUUCCCCUUUGAAAAUGAAAAAGAUUUCAUGUCGAAUUUCCCGGCCGAUUUCAUUGCCGAGGGUAUUGAUCAGACGCGCGGUUGGUUCUACACUUUGUUGGUCAUUUCGACGGCCUUGUUCAAUAAGGCACCGUUUAAGAAUUUAAUUGCCAAUGGUUUGGUCUUGGCUGCCGAUGGUCAAAAGAUGUCGAAGAGGAAGAAGAACUACCCCGAUCCAUUGGAGGUGGUGACCAAAUAUGGUGCUGAUGCUUUGCGUUUGUAUCUCAUCAAUUCACCUGUGGUGCGGGCCGAAAGUUUACGUUUCAAGGAGGAGGGUGUACGCGACAUUAUCAAGGAUGUAUUUUUGCCAUGGUAUAAUGCCUAUCGGUUCCUGUUGCAAAAUAUCGCCCGUUUCGAAAAAGAGGAUUUGCAAAAUAAGGGUCUGUACACCUAUGAUAAGGAACGUCAUUUGAAAAAUAUCGACAAGGCUUCGGUUAUUGAUAUUUGGAUAUUGUCGUUCAAGGAGUCGCUGUUGGAAUUCUUUGCCACCGAAAUGAAGGGUUAUCGUUUGUAUACUGUGGUGCCCAGGUUGACCAAGUUUAUUGAUCAAUUGACUAAUUGGUACGUUCGUUUGAAUCGCCGCCGCAUCAAGGGUGAAAUGGGCAAAGAUGAAUGCAUCCAAUCACUGGAUACUUUGUAUGAUGUCCUCUUCACCAUGAGCAAAAUGAUGGCACCAUUUACCCCCUACCUGGCCGAGUACAUCUUCAAACGUUUAGUGCUGUUCCAACCCAAGGGUGCCAGUGAAAACAUCGAUUCUGUACAUUUCCAAAUGAUGCCCACCUCUAAUCGCAAAUUCAUUCGUUCCGACAUUGAAAAAUCAGUCGGCCUUAUGCAGGCCGUCGUGGAGCUGGGUCGUGUUAUGCGUGAUCGCCGCACACUGCCCGUCAAAUACCCUGUCUCCGAAAUCAUUGUCAUUCACAAAGAUCCCAAAUGCUUGGAAGCCAUUAAGAGCCUUCAAGAUUUCAUUCUUAGUGAAUUGAAUGUACGCAAAUUGACCCUGAGUUCGGAUAAGGAGAAAUAUGGUGUCACCUUGCGUGCCGAACCCGAUCACAAGACAUUGGGUCAACGUUUGAAGGGCAACUUCAAAUCGGUUAUGGCUGCCAUCAAAGCCCUUAAGGAUGAAGAAAUUCAAAAAUAUCUUAGCCAAGGUUAUUUCGAAAUCGAAAAUCAGCGUGUCGAAUUGGAUGAGGUACGUGUCAUCUAUUGUAUCUCCGGCCAGGUGGGUGCCAAUUUCGAGGCCCACAGUGAUAAUGAAGUAUUAGUCCUGCUGGAUGUUACACCCAACGAGGAGCUCUUGGAAGAAGGUCUGGCCCGUGAAGUUAUCAAUCGUGUACAAAAGCUCAAGAAGAAAGCCCAAUUGAUACCCACUGAUCCCGUCUUGAUUUACUACGAAUUGAAUGCCCCCGCUGCCAAGAAGGCGGACGCCGAACAAAUCCAAAAGGUUAUGAAUAAAUACAAUGGCAUGAUUAAGACCACCAUUAAGUCCGAAUUUGUUAAAUACAAUGCCGAUGAGGCGGGUAAAAAACGUCUCAUCAUUUCCGAAUCUGUUGAUCUCAAGGGUAUUGAUCUAAAACUCACCAUUUGCUCAACCGAAGAGGUUCAACUACCCCAAUUGAAAUGGCUUAACUUAGUACUGGCCGCAGACAUGCAACCACGUUUUGGCAGAUCCAAUAAGGCAUCACUGCUACUUGAGGAUUCGGUUAGCAAAAAAUUCAUUACCUUCGAACAGCUGAGGCAGGAAAUUGAUGUUCUCUUUGGCACCUACGGUAUAAACUAUAAUAUCUAUUUGGUGGAUAAACAAAAGGCAAUUGAGGUGACAAGUGUGGACGCCUCCUUGCAUGGUAAACUUUUAAUAAUUGCCAAGUCCGCGGAGGAGGCAGUGAAAUUGCCUCAAGAUGCAGCAGCCACAAUGCCCUAUUGUAAAUUUGUAAAUAAAUCGGGAACCACGGUAUUCACAGAAAAUCCUUUGGGUUUUACAUUGGCUGCCUAA